AUGAAUCCAUAUAAAAAUAGUAAUGAAUCUAAAAUAUUAUAUCCUCCUAUAUAUACAUUAAAUGGUAAAAAAUCUUAUGAAGAAUCAAAUUCAUAUAAUGUUUUAAAUGUUUCAAUGAAAAAAUAUAUGGACAAAAAUAAAAAAGAUAGAAUAAAUGAAGGAGAACAAAAUGGUGAUAUAUUUCAUUUUAAUGUAGAUAAUAAAUUUUUAUGGAAUUUAGAUAAGCCUAUUAACAUUAAUAUGAAUAGUGAAAAUUAUUAUGUGGACAAUAAUUUAAUAAGAUGUAAUAAAAAGAAUGAUAUAAAUCUCAUAAAUAAUAGAAAUGAUGGAUUGAAUUUGAAUUAUGUACCAUGUAAUUCAUUUAUUAAUACACCUAAUAAUUGUGUCAAUAAAUAUAGGAAUAAUAAUGUUAAUGAAAAAAAGGAUAUUUUAAAAAAUAUCAAGGAACCAUUUUUUUAUUUUUCCAAGGAGAACAAAAUUAAAGAAGAUAAAAAUAUUAUAUCAAAAAGUUAUGUUGUUCAUAACCUAUCGCAUAUUAAUAAUUAUGUGAAUCCUAAUAAUUCUACAACAUUUUGUAAUUAUGACAAUGUGGGAAAUAAAAAAACAAGAGGAAGAUCUUCAAGUUAUGUAAAAAAUAUCGGAAUGUAUGUGCAUAACAAUUUUCAUAGUAAAGAGGAGGAGAAUGAUACUGCUGUGUAUUUUUUAAAGAAAUCAAAUAUAACAGAUGAUCAUAUGAACAGUACUAAUAUUAAGGAUAUAAGUAAUGAUAAUAAUAUUAAUAAAUAUAAUUAUGAUGAUAAUAUACAAUAUUUAUUUAGGAACAAUAUGCAAAAAAUGUUAUAUGCUAAAAAUAUAAGUAAUAGUGAAAAGAAUGAUAAAAAAAAGUAUAGCUCUAUAAUUUAUAUAAAAAAUCAAGAUACUCAGAAAAAUAAUAGAAAAUGUAACAACGUUCCAGUUAUUAAUCCUACAGAUAUAAAUAUGAAUGAAAAACAAAAUGAUAUAUUAAAAAUUAAUAAAAAGAAUAUAUAUAAGAUUAUGGAGAAUAAUAUGACUAAAAAUAUUAUAUAUAAACAAAACAAAACAAACGAAAUAAAAAAUUGUAAUGUUAAUAGAAUAAUGUGUUUGAAACAUAAUAGUGAAAAGUUAAAAUAUCCUUUUGGAAAAGUAGACCAUAAGAAAAAUGAUCAUGAAAAUUAUUAUAAGAAUUAUGUAAAUGGUAAUUAUAAUGUGAAAUGUAAAUAUCAUUAUAAUAAUAAUGGAAAAUUUCUUUGUAGUAAUAAUAUGCUAAAUGAUUAUCUUGUUAUGAAUAAUAAAAAUUUUAUUGAAGCCAUAAAAACAAAGGGGAAUACACAUUACGAUAUUAAUAAACUAUACAGAUACGAAAGUAAGGAAUAUGAAAAUAAAAAAAUUAGAUUUAGUAGUGAGAAUAAGACAAUUGAUAAAGUAGAAAAAAGUUAUUUAUUGAAUAAGAAUAGUUUUUCUAAGAAUAUGAUGAAUAAUUAUAAUGGUUUUUAUUCUAAGAAUGGUAAAAUCUGGAGAAGUAAGGAAAAUACAUAUACUUUCGAUGGAACAUGUGACAUGAAAUGUAAUAUUUAUAAGAAGAAUGAAGAUGAACAUAAUAUUAAAAAAGACAUCGGAAUAAUUAUUGCUAAUAAUAAUAAUAAUAAUAAUAAUAAGGAUAAUAUUUAUAAUAACAUUUAUGUAAAUAAAAAAUAUACAGAGAAUAGUAAGGGACAUUAUGUGGGAAAUGAUGAACAUAAUUACGUGAAAUAUUAUAACGAUAAUAAAACUAAUAAUAAGAAGAAGGAUAAUUAUAUUGUUACUAAUGCGUUAGAUAAUAAUACAAAGAAUGAAGAAGGUAUAAAUAACGUAAAUAUAAAGAAGGGAAUGUUGUUAUCAACUGAUUGUCAUUAUAAGAAUGGUAUAAAAAAAAAAAGUAGCAUUAUAUAUGAUAAAGAGAAUAAUAAAUAUGUAUUUUAUAAAGACGACAAAAAUGUUAUAAAGAAUAUUAUGCAUCCUAAUAAUAAAUGGGAUAAUGAAAAUGUAUAUUGUGAUAAAAUAAAAGGUAAUAAAAAUAUGUCACCUGUGGGAAAAAUUUUAAAUUUAUCGAAUAAUACAGAAAAGGAUACAAAAGAAUAUAUAAAUAAUAUGGAUGUAGAAACAAGCAUAAUUCAACAAAAUAACUGUAUAAAUUAUACAUCACCUAAAGCUAAUGGUAUAUGUCUUUUAAAUAAAAAAAAUAAUAAUACUAUAAAUAAUGAAAAUGUAACGCAUGUUGAUUCUUCAGUAUUAGAAAAUAAACAAAAUUGCAAUUUAUAUAACAUAAAAAUGGAUCACAAAAUGAAUGACAUAAUAAGCAUUGAAGAGGAGGAAAAUAAUGAUAGUAGCAACAACAAUAAUAUAAAUAAUAAUAUAAAUAAUUAUAUUGGUAAUAAUAUAAAUAAUUAUAUUGGUAAUAAUAUUAAUAAUAAUAAUAAUAAUAAUAAUAAUAGUAGUUGUAGUAGUAGUAAUAAUAAUUAUUAUAAUUAUGGUAAGGAAAUGAAUGUCAAAAAUGAUAUGGAAACAUAUAAAUUACAAGUAAGAAAACAUAUUGAUAAUGUAAAGAAUAUAAAUUAUUUAUAUAGCUCCAGAAAAAAAAGAUUUGAAAAUAAUCAAGAAAGAAAUGUUUCUUUAGUUAUUAAAAGUGAACCUCUUUUCUUGAAAACUAUUAAAACUAAUGAUAGAAAUAUAGAUUUUAUGAAGAAUAUAAAAAAGAAUGACAACAAUAAUAAAUGUGUGGACAAAGAUAAUUUAAAUUAUACAUUUUGCAAUAAAAAUAAAAAGAUAGGAACAUCACCAGUUAUUAUUAGUAAUAUUGGAAAUAAUUAUAAUUUCAAGAAUGAUCGAGACAAGAACGAAAAUGAGGAGAGUCAAACACAUUUUGAUAUAGUUUAUUUAAAUAAAUUAAAUAUGAAUGUUAAAGAGGAAAAAAGGAAAAGGAAAAAAGAAAUUGGAAAAAAAACAAAAAAAAUGAAACAUACCAUAAAAUUAUUGAAAAAAAAAAAUAAGGAAAAUAAUUUGCUAUUAAAUAAAAUUGGAAAAAAAAAUAUAGAUGAAAAUUUCAUAGUAGAUGAAAUAUGUGAUAAUAAUAAAGAAAUUGAAAAAGGAGAAAAAAAAAAUAAUUAUGAUAUUGAGAGUAUGAAUGAAAAUAUAAAAUAUGAUGAUUGUAAAAGUAAUGUAUCUAAUAUUGAUAGUCUUAUUAUAAAAGCAAUGUCUAAUACAGUAAUAGAAAAUCCUUUGUGCGAUAAUCAUCAAAAGGAGGAUGAUGUUUUUUAUAAGGGCAAAAUUAUUUGUCCAAAUGAAAUCUAUGAUAAGAUAGAAAGUAAUAUGGAAAAAGAAAAAGGUUAUGGUAAUAAUGAUUUUAUGAGUAAUAAGAAAGAAAUAAUUUCCGAAAAGGACAAAGAAAAAAUAAAUCAUAAUAUUUUACAUGAUAAUAAUAAUAAUAAUAAUUACAAUAAUCAUAAUAAUAAUAGUGAUUUUUCUAAAAGUUAUAAUAUUAAAGAUAUUCAUUGUAGUUAUGAAGAAAAAAAAUUAAAUACAGAAAAUAAUUGGACAGGUAAUACUACAAGGGAUGAUAAUUUCAAAUUGCCACAUGAUCAUAAUAAUAAAGAAGGUGGUUAUAUACAAUUUAAUAAAGAAAAAGUAAUUAAGAAUACAUAUGUAGAUAAUAAUAUUGAAAAUUCAUUUUUAAGAACUAAUAAUAUAUCAAAUGAUAUUUCACUUCCAUGGAAUAAGGAUAAAAUGGUGAAAUUGUUUUUAAAUAAUAAAAGUAAAGAAUCAAAUAAAGAAAAAAAAAAUGAUGUUAUAACAAUAAAUACGAAAUUAUCUAGAUAUGAAAGAGUGUUAAUACAUACUUGUAUAUAUAAAUUAAAUUGGAAGAAAUAUAUUGAUAAUAUAAAUAAAGGUAUGUUUUAUUGGAUUGGUUAUAAUAUUAACGAUUUUGAUCAUUAUAAUUAUAUGAAAAAGAAAAAAAUUAUUAAUAGAAUACCAUCAAUGUAUAUGUAUACAAAGAAAAAAACAUUAACUUUUUUAUUAUCUCACUUGUCCUUAAUAUUUCCUUCCUUAUUUAAUUUCUAUCCAAAUACAUUUGUGUUACCAGAAAAUAAAAAUAUAAUAAAAUAUAUAUUGAAUAGUAAUAAUAAAGAAUAUUAUAUAAUGAAGCCCGAUUGCGGUAGUAUGGGUAUAGGUGUAAAGAUAAUAAACAAAUAUAAUGAUAUCAAUAUUAAUAUAUUGAAUGGAUAUAAUAGUUAUAUAAUUCAAAAGUAUAUUGAUAACCCAUUAUUAAUGUAUAAAAAGAAGUUUGAUUUUAGGAUAUAUAUUUUAUUAUUACCAGGAAAAAAUUAUCCUAAAAUAUAUUUAUCUAAAGUUGGUUUUGCUCGUUUGUGUACAGAAGAAUAUAAAAAAAAGAAACGAUAUAUUUGUAAUACAUAUAUUCAUUUAACUAAUUAUAGUAUAAAUAAAGAUAAUGAUAAAUAUAUAAGGAAAAAGAAUAUACAUGACAAAAAUAAUAAUAAACAAUUAUUAAGUGAUGUUUUCAUUUAUUUAAAAAAAAAUGGAUAUGAUAUAGAUGAUAUAUGGAAACAAAUAAAGAAAAUUACGUGUCUAACAUCUUUAGCUAUUUAUUCUUAUAUAAAAGAAAAAAUUAAAUAUAAUUUCCAUAAUAAUUUUUAUUUCUAUCAGUUAAUAGGUUUAGAUAUAUUAUUAGAUAAUAAUGGAAAAGCAUGGUUGCUCGAGGUAAAUUCUAAUCCUUCUUUAAGGAUAGAUUAUAUUGAUCCAAAUUAUGUUCAUUUUGAAAUACAACUAGAAAGUAUGUUUGAUAGAUAUGUUAAAGAGCCUGUCAUAAGUGAAAUGUUUUUAAUAGUAUAUGAGAAAAUAUAUAAAAAAUAUAUAAAGAAAAAAAAUAAAAAGUCUAACAAUGUUAUGGUUCAAAAAGGUAAAUUUGAAAAAUGUACGAAAAAAAAUGAUAUUUGUUUUGAUAAUAAAAAGAGGAUAUCAUCAAAAGGUCACUUCAAUAAUAUUAGUAAUAAUAAUAAUAAUAAUAAUAAUAAUAAUAAUAAUAUUAAUGAUAAUAAUAGUAACCCUAAUGGCAGUGUUAGGAGUUUAUCAAAUUUUAGGGGUAAUAGAAAAAAUCCAAAAGGAAAAUUAUCUACAAAAAGGAAAUUAUCUACAAAAGGGAAAUUAUCUACAAAAGGGAAAUUAUCUAUAAAAGGAAAAGAACAUACAAAUAAAAUUAAUCCUUUUAAGGAAUUUUCACUUUAUUCAGAGGAUAGAUAUUGUAUAGAUAAAAAAACAAAUACUGAUUUACUUACAAAUGAAAAAAUAAAAAAUGUUUCAAAUGGAAAUGAAGGUAUUGGUAGUAAAUUAAAUGUAAGAAAUAAUACAGAAUCAAAUAUAUCUAGUAUGUGUAAUGUAUCAAGUAGAAGUAAUAUAUCUAGUGUAACUAAUACAACAAAUAUAUCAUAUAUAUCUAAAAAUCAAAAUAGAGAAGCAAAUAUAUUUAAUUAUACAAAAAUAAAUCCAGCUUCUGAUAGUGAAAAAAGUUCAAUAUAUAAUUUCGGUAAAAACCUUUCCCCAAAUAAUUAUUUGAAUAAUAUUAGAAUGAAAAAUAUGCUAAAGAAAAAGAGUAAGGUAAAAAAGAAUUUAUUUCUCAAAAAAGAAUAUAUGAGUAAUGUUGAUACAUGUGUUGAUGAAAAUGACAUAGGAAGUUUUACCUUGUCAAAUAAUAUAAAUAAACGUGAACAAAUCAGUAAUGAUUCUUUAAAUGAAAAGAAUGAAAUUAAUGGUAUUCAUAAGUUAAAAGAAGUUAAUUCUAAUAAAUUAUCUAAUAAAAAUUUAAAUGAUAUUAAAUAUAAAGACAAUAUACAAAAUGUGGUUCAUGAUCAUUUAGAUGAUACUAUAUUUGAUGAUCAGAAAAUAAAAAAUAAUUUUUUUCAAAAAAUUCUUUUUGAUGAUAUUGUAUGUAGUAAAAAAAAAAAUAUUGAUAUAAAUAAAUACAAUGAUAAAAAGAAAUAUAAUAAAGAAUCAAAUUUUGUAAAAAUCAAAAGAAAUGAUAUUAAUGAUGAUUAUUCAUAUGAAUAUAAAGAAAAUAUAGAGAAGAAUCGUGAUAUAUUAGAUUGCUUGGAUGAUAAAAGUGAUGUUAUUUAUUCAGGAGAAGAACAGAUGUUUGAUAAUUAUUCUGAUAUUGAAAAAGGUUCAAUUCAUAUAGAUAAAAAAAUUCAUAAUAUACCAAGUAAUGAAUAUAAUAAUGAUAUAUAUAAUUAUAAUAAAGACAAUGAUAUGAAUGAUGAAGGAGAAUUAUUCCAAUCGAAUAUUUUAAAUAAGGAAACAUAUGUCCAAAUAGAUAACCAUGAGGAUAUACAAUUAGAAAAAUUUUUAACUAAUGACAUAGAAACUUAUAAAUCUUUAUAUAGAAAUAUUAGUGAUAAUAUAUUUAAAAAGAAAAUUGAAAAUUUAAUUAUGAUAAGAACUAAUUUAUAUAAAUAUAUGAACUGCUUAAAUGUACUUGGAAUUAGAUAUAUAAAUAAUAAUAAUAAUAAUAAUAGUAACGAUAUAAAAAAUAUAGAUGAUUUAUAUAAUAAGAAUAUUUCAUUAGAUUUUAAGAGAUCGUAUACUAAAAUAAGGAAAGAUAUAUUACAUCCUUUAAAAAAUGAUGUGUUAGAAAAAAAUAUAUAUAUAAAUUUAAAAAAAGAAACAAAAAAAUAUUAUAACGAAAUGAAGAUAUAUAACAAUUGUUAUAUAUUGUUUGAUUUUAUUUUAAAUAAAUAUGAUAACAAUUUAAAGAAAAAUAAGAAAAAGUUAGAAUAUUAUAUGGACAAAAAUACAUUUUUAUGUAUGUGUACAGAUAUUAAAAUAAAUAAUAUAAUUGAUAAUGUCUAUAUACCAAAUAAUAGUGCAUACAAUACAUGCUUUGAUAUAAAUAAAGGUUCAAAUGAGAAUCAAAUAUUCCAAAUUGUCAAAGAUUUAUUAUAUAAUCAAUAUUUAGAUAGGAACAAACAAAAUAAAGUGCAUAAGGAGGAGAGAAGUAGUUUUGAAUGUUCUGUGAAUAAAAAUGUUCAAUUGGGGAAUAGUAGUGAUAUAACUAAUGGAAGUAUAUAUGAUCAUAAAUUUUAUCGUGUUAAAAAUACACAAGGACUGAAUAAAACAGAACAACGAUCUUUUUAUGGUGAAUAUAGUGAUAUAUCUUCAAGAAGUGGGGAAAUUUUAAGACGAAAUGAAAAAUGUAAUAGUUCGGAAAAAAUGGCAGAUAUAUUAACCACCCAAAUAAAUAUUCACGAGGAUGAUCAUAUUAAUAAGGAUGACAGUAUUAAUAAGGAUGAUCAUAUUAAUAAGGAUGACAGUAUUAAUAAGGAUGAUCAUAUUAAUAAGGAUGACAGUAUUAAUAAGGAUGAUAAUAUUAAAAAGUAUGAUAAUAUUAAUAAGGAUGAUAUUAAUAAUAAUAAUAAUAAUAAUAAUGAUAAUAAAUUUCUUACCUCCAAUUUUAUUAAUUAUAACUGUGUUACAUUUUGUCCAUUCACAUUAAUUCCCAAUUGUAACAAUAUUGUAAACUUUAAUACAAUUGGAUUAAGUAGCACUAAAUAUAAAAGUAAAAGGAAAAAAAAAAUGAAUAUUUACGAUUUAGAAUAUUUAUUUAAUAGACAAGUAUUUUUCAGUAAAUAUAUAAACAAAAAUCAAGGGUUAACACUUAUUGAUUUUUUUUUAUUAAUGCAAGAAAUAUCUUUAUUAAUAUUCCCAUAUAUUAGUCAUCUAUGUAUAUAUAAUACUAUAUAUCCUUAUAAGAAGGAUUUUUUUGAUAAAUUAAAUGAUCAAGAAAAUAAUAUUUUUUCUAAUAUAUAUUGUGAUAAGGGAAAUAUUAAAAAUGAUAAAAAAAAAAAAAAUAUUUGCGUUUAUAAUAAAAAAGUUCAGGAAGGACAAUGUAUGAAUGAAUCUAACUUAACAUCAGAGAAGAUAAAGAAAAAAAAAAAAAAAGGAGAUCACAUAUGUGAAUAUGAUAUGUCUGUAAAUAAUAAAUUUCAUGUUCAUAAAAAUAUAAGUCAUAACAAGGAUGAUUUUUUAUGGCAUAAAAAUAUUUGUAGUAAUAUUUAUAAUUUAUAUGAAUAUAUUCAAAUGUGUAUUAAUCCGAAUGUAAAGAAUAUAUGUUUGGAGACUUUCUUAAUAUUUAUUUUUAAUAAAUAUGGUUUAACAUGUAAUUUAUAA
Plasmodium reichenowi is the source of this 8232-nucleotide messenger RNA. Its product is annotated as tubulin--tyrosine ligase, putative. Gene Ontology annotation, cellular component: cilium. The transcript has a single exon. Gene Ontology annotation, biological process: protein polyglutamylation; microtubule cytoskeleton organization. NCBI's taxonomy places the organism in Eukaryota, Apicomplexa, Aconoidasida, Haemosporida, Plasmodiidae. Gene Ontology annotation, molecular function: tubulin-glutamic acid ligase activity; tubulin binding. The record is from RefSeq and is a predicted model, not a curated record. The coding region runs from base 1 to 8232 and encodes 2743 amino acids.